AUGGAUAUCAAGAAGAAAUUGGUGGAUUCUGAAGAAGAUGAGCUCCGGAAAGUGGCGUUCGUCGCCAUUGUUGUCAGCGCUGCCGCUGGAAUAAUGUGCAUCAUUUUGAUUCCCGGACUCUACACAUAUCUUCAAUAUAUUCAGAGUUCCGUUCAGAGUGAUGUCGGAUUCUGUGUUGAUGGCGCAAAAAAUCUCGAAAAUAUGUAUCAAUCGACGAAAGAUUCCGACUCAAAACUUGUAAAAAGACAGUCCGGAUAUGGCUCCGCCCCUAAUCGGUCUUCUGGAAGCCGUCCGGCUCCAUCUCCUUACGACGCCGCUGCCACGUCAUCUUCCUCGUCUUCUGAUUCUUGUUGCAGCUGUGGAAUCGGGUUGGCUGGACCACAAGGAUUCCCGGGAAGUCCUGGAAGAGACGGACAAGAUGGACCAGCCGGAAGACCUGGACAAGACGGAAGAGAUUUGGAUGGAGGCGCUUCGGAUGGCUCUGAAUUCGAGAUUGAUUGCCCUGCUGGACCACCGGGAGCUCCUGGAAACCAGGGACCACCAGGAAGUGCGGGAAGACCUGGAAUGGAUGGAGUUCCAGGAAGAAAUGGAAGAUGUGGACGGCCAGGAGAGCAAGGAGAACGUGGACCGAACGGAGAAGAUGGGCGGCCUGGAAGACGUGGAGACGAUGGACAACCUGGAGAAGUCAGAGACGUUCCGGCUCCUGCUGGACCACCGGGACUUCGUGGAGCACCGGGAGGACCGGGACCAAUGGGACCACGUGGAAAUGAUGGAAGACCUGGAAAUAAGGGACCAGCAGGACCUCCAGGAGAUCAAGGAUUCGAUGGAGCACCAGGAGGACCUGGAGCCGAUGGAGAGCCUGGAGCACAAGGACCACUCGGUGCUGCUGGUGGAUGCUCGCACUGUCCACCACCCAGAACUGCUCCAGGAUAUUAA
This is a messenger RNA of Caenorhabditis remanei, 936 nucleotides long. RefSeq lists its product as uncharacterized. The record is from RefSeq and is a predicted model, not a curated record. The transcript is spliced from 3 exons. Gene Ontology annotation, molecular function: structural constituent of cuticle. The coding region runs from base 1 to 936 and encodes 311 amino acids. Lineage: Eukaryota; Metazoa; Nematoda; Chromadorea; Rhabditida; Rhabditidae.